Messenger RNA from Cadophora gregata, 1689 nucleotides. RefSeq lists its product as uncharacterized. The transcript is spliced from 2 exons. Gene Ontology annotation, molecular function: oxidoreductase activity, acting on paired donors, with oxidation of a pair of donors resulting in the reduction of molecular oxygen to two molecules of water. NCBI's taxonomy places the organism in Eukaryota, Fungi, Ascomycota, Leotiomycetes, Helotiales, Ploettnerulaceae. The record is from RefSeq and is a predicted model, not a curated record. Gene Ontology annotation, cellular component: membrane. Gene Ontology annotation, biological process: lipid metabolic process. Bases 1 to 1689 code for a protein of 562 amino acids.
AUGGCUGCUGCCAACGCAGCCCUCCACCAGAACGAGGCUUUUUUAUCUCGAAGACACAUCGAAGGACUGAUCGCAGGCGGGAAAUCUAUAAUCAUUGUCAAUGGAAAUAUUCUAAAGGUCGAUCCAUGGCUCAAAUACCAUCCUGGGGGCGACAAGGCUAUACGGCAUAUGGUGGGCAGAGAUGCUACAGACGAAGUCACGGCGCUGCAUUCCCUGGAGGCCCAGAAGCAAAUGCAAAGGUACCGCAUUGGACGAAUUGAUGGCCGCUGGACCAACUUUGUGCCUCCGAUACAAGGUGGCAGGUUCCGUCCAGAAUGCGAGGAGGUCGCAAAUGGUGAGAGCGAGGAGGAUCUCUCUGGACAUCAGGCUCCGAGCUCUGACAUAUCGAGAGCACCAUCCCCAAUAUUUGAUACAGUGGAGCCGACGCCUCGCCGACGCAUCUAUUCGAAGAAUGACCCGCUGAUUUCUUCUGUAUCUUCUGUCUCCUCGCUCACAGAUCCUGAUGAUGGCAUGUCUUACCUGGAUGUCCAAACCAGGGAACAAAUUGAUCUAGAUAUUGCAAAGUAUCCAUCAUUGGAUUUCAACACCCAGGACGAGGUUAUCCGAAAAUAUCGUCUUCUAGACCAGCGACUCAGAGAAGAGCGUUUAUACGACUGCAAUUACACUGCCUACGCCAUCGAAGGCUGUCGAUACACAUUUCUGCUCUGCAUGAUGCUUCUUUUUCUUCGUCUGGGGUGGUAUGCUACCAGUGGCUUGUUUUUGGGCUGUCUCUGGCAUCAGUUGGUUUUUACUGUGCAUGAUGCAGGGCACAUGGGUAUUACACACAACUUUCACGUCGACACAACGAUCGGAAUCAUCAUCGCUGAUUUCAUAGGGGGACUGUCCGUGGGCUGGUGGAAGAGAAACCACAAUGUCCAUCACAUCGUCACAAAUUCCCCGGAACACGACCCUGAUAUUGAGCAUCUACCUUUCUUUGCAAUCUCACAUCGGUUCUUAGAAUCACUCACGUCGUCCUUCUACGAGCGUCUUAUGACCUACGAUGCUUUUGCCAAAUUUAUACUUCCAUACCAAGCAUAUCUAUACUAUCCCAUCCUCACGUUUGGACGUUUCAACUUAUAUUUUCUGUCCUGGGAAUAUCUUAUACGUGGUCUUGGUCCUAAGAAAGGUCCUGCAUGGUGGCACAGGUGGCUGGAGCUUACCGGACAGGUCUUCUUCUGGUAUUGGUUUGGGUACAUUAUCAUGUACAGGACUAUUCCGACAGCCUCGGCACGUUUAUCUUUCCUCAUGGUUAGCCACAUGAUAACCAUGCCUUUGCAUGUUCAGAUCACCCUUUCUCACUUUGCUAUGAGCACUGCAGAACUCGGCCCGCACGAAUCAUUUCCACAGAAGAUGCUGCGCACUACUAUGGACGUUGACUGUCCUCAGUGGUUAGAUUUCUUCCAUGGAGGGCUUCAAUUUCAAGCUGUUCAUCAUUUGUUCCCAAGAAUGCCAAGGCAUAAUCUUAGACGAGCCCAGAAACUUGUACAGGAGUUUUGCGUCGAUGUUAAUAUCCCAUAUGCUUUGUAUGGGUUCGUAGACGGGAGUAAACAAGUCAUUGGGAGACUCGGCGAGGUCGGAAGACAGGCGGCAAUCCUUGCGAAAUGCCAACGAGUAACUGCUGAGAAAGGAGAUAUUCUACAUGGGCACUGA